AUGAAACAGGUUGAGUUGAUAUACCAGAAACUCCCUGACAUCAUACGAGAUAUUUCACAACCACCAACUACCCAUCUAAAAGACGAUUUGAAUGAUGUUUUGAUCGAUUCAAUACUUGACAGUGUUCUUGUCGAUGGUCCAUUAAAAGAGUACAUCGCCUUUAUACACUUCUAUCAAAAGCAAAAACAAAAUACUUGGGUGUAUCACUUACAAAAGGCGAUGGAAUGUACAAACGCGUUUGAUUCUUUUGAAGAACAAAUCCUUCCAAACAGUCGAACUGUCAUUUUCCUUUUCAGUCGAAUUUCGUUCGUCUCCGUUUUAAAUACCACCGAUACGAACAAAACAGACGUUGCGAAGUAUAUGACAACCCAUGACGUUGUAUACUGCGAAGGAAAUUUUGCGAUUCUUCUUUCGGAAGUGUUGAAUACUUUUGUCGAAGUACUUCCCAGCACUGCAUUCACUUUUGAAUUCUACCAAAAAAUGCUUUUAUACGCAUUUAUGGACCGCUUUGACAUCUUCCAGUUGGUCGAAAAGAGUUUACCAAACAACGACAUUUCGCUUUUGUUGUCUUCAUUCUGCGACACGUCGUAUCUCCAACUUCUGAAGAAAAAUCAUUUGAAAUAUCGUAAAAGUGUUCUUUGGCCCUUUCUCGACUUCUUUCUUGUCAACAACAACACGCCACUCUCGUGCUACCAGAACUCUUCAGAGAUGAUUUCAUUGUAUAUAACACACCUCUCUCAUCUUCCUGUGAUCUCAACCGAAGAAGAUCAAUGUCGAGAAUUUCUGAAGAACUACACGUGUAAUAGAAAAAGUCUGAUGGUAUUACCAAACACGUUACACGCCAUUCCACGAGUCAACUUUGAGAAGGGUGUUCAUUACUUACUGCAGUCGGUGAACACCGAAAAUGUGAAACGGAUACAAUCGAAAUACAAGACAAUCGAUGAAGCACUGACUUCCAUCAAAUCAUUCGACAAAUGUGUUCGUGGUUCCACAACAACGUUGUUAUGGAUAUCAUACGAUAUCGACAAGGAGGAGGUUGCUAUCGCGCAAUUCCUUCACAAAUUACACAACUUGUCUGUAUCGGACCAACUCCUCACUUUGUUAUCAUUAUGUGAAGUAACAAUGACGUAUGACACGUGCGCGUUAUUGCUUGAAAAGAAUAUGGGAGUGGAAUAUGUUAAGAGGCGGAUCGAGACGAAAUUGGAUCAUAUCAACAAGUGCCUCAAGAUCUUAGGCGAGAUGAAAAACAGAGCGGAGCUGUACCAUAUUAUAUUUGCUCUGAAACAUAUGGCCAAAACAUUUCCCGUGCCUCAAUGGUUGCCGCUGUUGUUUGCCAUUGAGUUAUCUAAACCCGAAUUAUUUGACAUUGUUCAGUUCACUCUCAUCGAAACAAUCACACUCGAGACAAUACCAAACUACCAACUCAUUGAAAUAUUAAAAUCCGGUCUUGUUGGCGAUGAAUUGACUGUCGCUGUGCUGAUCGAAGCAAUGAAAUGUGUACAGAACAAUUGUUAUAAACGGGCGCUUCAGAUCUGUCGGUGUAAAGAGGCGAUGACGGACUCCAGAGUUAUAUUACUUGAAUACCUCAUCUCAUUCAAAAGUGGCGAGGUGUUCUUAGGUAAUGUGGUUGAGAGAUACAAAUCAAGCACACACCCACUCCCCGAUGUUUUUCAGUUACUCAAACUGUUGUCUAAAACUCCCUCUAAUGCAUCAAAUGGGUGUUCGCCACUCACAAGUCCAAAACAAAUAGCAGAGAACUCACCCAUCUUCGACGAACUUCAUCUUUUCAAAGAAAACCAAAAGUGUUGGAGCAUUACAGGAGAAUUCAACCAAAUCGUUUUAAAAACAAAUGAACGUUUAAAAGGAAUGAACGUGAUGAAAGGACUGGAGUUUGUUAAUGUCGACGCAUUACGAACAGUGAUGCAAUGUUAUGACGUUCGACUUCUGAAAAGUGUUGAGCCGGUUCCUUCAUUCGUUGGGUUUGACAAAAAGUUUUACAUCUCAAGUCUGUUUCGGACAGUCAAACAGAGUUCGGUGGAUGUCGUGAAGUGGCGAGCUUUAUAUCGGCUGUUGGAGAUCUCGGGUAACAUGCCCUUAGAAAUUGCAAUGUAA
Molecule: messenger RNA, 2112 nt
Organism: Entamoeba invadens IP1
Lineage: Eukaryota; Evosea; Mastigamoebida; Endamoebidae
Exons: 1
Coding region: 1-2112 (703 amino acids)
Source: RefSeq, a predicted model, not a curated record